AUGUACUGAAAGACUUAAUUCAGUGAGAGAGAUCCUGAUGAACACAGCUAUAUUUGUCCUGACAAGCACAGAACUUGAAUCCACAUGGAGGCAUGAGGUUUCUCAGCUAUGGAUCCCACCUGUACUGCCAAGUGAGACGGCAUCGACCCCUGCUCCUGCCUCCUGUAAGCGAGCUGCAGGUGGAGCCCACGGAGUUUCGCUCGUGCUGCGAGAGGAGGGAGUUCAAAAGCUGUCCGUCGUGGUGCUGGGGUGCUGCAAAGCCCUGGGCUUGUCAACAUGACGAAGUCUGCGAGCGUUCCAGUACCUCUGUAGACAUUGAUGAUGAGUGUUAAUAACCUGCGUUGCUGAAAAUGCUAUGAACAAAAACAGUACAAAAAUGGACUCAAGUUCUGCAAGAUGAUACUCUCUAACCCAAAAUUUGCUGAACAUGGAGAAACGCUCGCUAUGAAAGGACUGACCUUGAACUGUUUAGGGAAGAAGGAAGAAGCAUAUGAGUUUGUUCGUAAAGGACUUCGUAAUGAUGUAAAGAGUCACGUCUGUUGGCACGUCUAUGGUCUUUUGCAGCGUUCUGAUAAGAAGUAUGAUGAAGCCAUCAAGUGUUACCGGAAUGCGCUCAAGCUAGAUAAGGAUAAUCUACAGAUCUUGAGAGAUCUUUCUCUGUUGCAGAUCCAGAUGAGGGAUUUAGAAGGAUAUAGAGAGACAAGAUACCAGCUACUUCAGCUGCGCCCCACACAACGGGCUUCCUGGAUUGGAUAUGCAAUUGCAUACCAUUUACUUAAAGAUUAUGAUAUGGCCUUAAAACUACUUGAAGAGUUUAGAAAAACCCAACAGAUUCCUCCAAAUAAAAUAGAUUAUGAAUAUAGUGAACUGAUUUUAUAUCAAAAUCAAGUGAUGAGAGAGGCAGAUCUAUUUCAAGAGUCUUUAGAACAUAUAGAAACAUAUGAAAAGCAAAUAUGUGAUAAAUUAAUAGUAGAAGAAAUCAAAGGAGAAAUGUUGUUGAAGUUGGGAAGACUAAAAGAAGCUGGUGAAGUAUACAAAGAGUUAAUUGAGCGCAAUGCAGAAAACUGGUAUUAUUAUGAAGGCCUGGAAAAGUCCCUACAACCUAGCACUUUAGAAGAGAGGCUUCAGAUUUAUGAAGAAGUUAGUAAAAGGCAUCCCAGAGCAGUUUCACCUAGAAGAUUACCUUUAAACUUUGUUUCAGGUGAAAAAUUUAGAGAACUAAUGGAUAAGUUCCUGAGGGUUAACUUCAGUAAAGGCUGCCCACCCUUGUUUACCACUUUGAAAUCUUUAUAUUACAAUCCAGAAAAGGUUUCUACAAUCCAAGAACUUGUUACUGGUUAUGAAGCCUCUUUGAAAACGUGUGACCUUUUUGGUCCAUGUGAAAAUGGAGAGAGAGAGCCCCCAACGACGCUACUUUGGGUUCGGUAUUUCCUGGCACAGCACUUUGACAAACUUGGCCAAUGUUCUUUGGCCUUGGAUUACAUCAAUGCUGCAAUUGCAAGCACUCCAACAUUAAUAGAACUGUUCUAUUUAAAAGCAAAAAUUUACAAGCAUGUAGGUAACCUGAAGGAAGCUGCAAAAUGGAUGGAUGAAGCACAAUCUUUGGAUACUGCAGACAGAUUUAUCAAUUCUAAGUGUGCUAAAUACAUGCUGCGAGCAAAUAUGGUGAAAGAUGCAGAGGAGAUGUGUUCUAAGUUUACACGGGAAGGGACUUCUGCUAUGGAAAACCUAAAUGAGAUGCAGUGUAUGUGGUUCCAGACUGAAUGUGCUGCAGCUUAUCAAAGGCUAGGGAAGUAUGGUGAUGCCUUGAAAAAAUGUCACGAAGUAGAAAGGCAUUUUUUUGAGAUAACAGAUGAUCAAUUUGACUUCCACACAUACUGCAUGAGAAAGAUGACUCUUCGUGCCUAUGUAGACCUUUUGAGAUUAGAAGAUGUGCUCAGGAAACAUGCCUUCUACUUCAAGGCUGCUCGAUCAGCAAUUGAAAUCUACUUGAAGCUUCAUGAUAAUCCUCUUACCAAUGAAAGCAAAGAACAAGAAGUGAAUUCAGAAAAUCUCUCAGCCAAAGAAUUGAAGAAAAUGCUUAGCAAGCAGAGAAGAGCACAGAAGAAAGCAAAACUUGAAGAGGAAAGAAAACAUGCAGAAAGAGAGCGACAACAAAAGAAUCAAAAGAAAAAGCGAGAUGAAGAGGAGGAAGAAACUAGUGGACCCAGGGAAGAACUAGUUCCUGAAAAACUGGAAAGGGUUAGCAUGGUAGAAAAUCCAUUAGAAGAAGCCAUUAAGUUCCUAAUACCACUUAAGAAUCUUAUUGGAGAUAAUAUAGACACACAUUUGUUAGCAUUUGAAAUAUACUUUAGAAAAGGAAAAUUUCUGUUAAUGUUACAGUCUGUCAAAAGAGCUUUUGCUAUCAACAGUAAUAACCCAUGGCUACAUGAGUGCUUGAUUAAAUUCUCUAAAGCUGUAUCUGACCAUAGUAACCUCCCAGAAAUUGUGAGCAAGGUCCUAAAUCAAGAAAUGCAGAAAAUCUUUGUUAAUAAAAAUUUGGAAAGUUUUAAUGAAGAGUUUCUCAAACACAAUGCUACCUCCAUUCAGCACCAACUGUCAGGUGCAAAGAUGAUGUAUUUCCUGGACAAAUCAAGGCAAGAAAAAGCUAUUGCUGUGGCUACUAGGUUGGAUAAAAACAUGAGAGACAAAAAUGUGAAGACAUUAACAAAGGUUUUCGAGGCACUGCUUGAUGGCAGUUUCGGAAGCUGCCACACUCAAUGUGAAGAAUAUCAAGCAGCAUGUCAUAAACUGUUCCCUUUUACAUCUGCCUUUAUGCCUGCCACAAAUGAGGAUGAUAGCAGCAUUGCAUCUGUGAAUCAUACAGCCAUUAAUCAUGAUUUACUCUCUAAUGAAAUAUGAAGUAGCGUGUGCAAGCCCAUGUGUGUGUCUACCUACCUACACACACACAAAACUCUGACUGUCAUUACAUGCUGGCUGGAUAUGGAUCAGGGUUACUUUUCCAGGUUGUAUUUUAAUAUCUUUAACAGGUAUAAAAUGAAAUAUUUGGAUAGUUAAAUGAAAUGGAUUAUACUAUUAGUUAUUUUUUUCUCCCAACAAAAACUGCCAAUAUUUAUGUAAACAUUAUCCUUAAUCACCAUUUUUCAUGUUUAUACUUGUACAGUUUUAAGUCUUUUAAUAAUCCAUCAGCCUUCCCUCACAAAAAAUUAUGGAUGUUGAAGACUGCUUUCACAUAAGUGUCAUUACAUAUGCAUAUAAAUGUGAUCAUAUCUUGUUAAUAAAUUCUUUUGAGCAUUUUUAGCAGAUUAA
Molecule: messenger RNA, 3309 nt
Organism: Cygnus atratus (black swan)
Lineage: Eukaryota; Metazoa; Chordata; Aves; Anseriformes; Anatidae
Gene: NAA16
Product: N-alpha-acetyltransferase 16, NatA auxiliary subunit
Exons: 20
Coding region: 397-2901 (834 amino acids)
Biological process (GO): N-terminal peptidyl-methionine acetylation
Cellular component (GO): cytoplasm; NatA complex
Molecular function (GO): protein-N-terminal amino-acid acetyltransferase activity; protein binding
Source: RefSeq, a predicted model, not a curated record